Molecule: messenger RNA, 1444 nt
Organism: Ruditapes philippinarum (Manila clam)
Lineage: Eukaryota; Metazoa; Mollusca; Bivalvia; Venerida; Veneridae
Product: dynein light chain Tctex-type protein 2B-like
Exons: 3
Coding region: 127-819 (230 amino acids)
Biological process (GO): microtubule-based movement
Cellular component (GO): cytoplasmic dynein complex; cytoplasm
Molecular function (GO): dynein intermediate chain binding
Source: RefSeq, a predicted model, not a curated record
CAAUAGCAGUGGUCAAAAUUAUAAAUUUUUCUUUGGUACUCUAUAAAUGUAAAGCACAGCAUAAGGACAUACCUUCUUUUUUGAUAGAGAAAAAAAACUGAUUUACACUUACAUCCGCAUAGCAGAAUGUCGAACUUAGAGGUAGCGUCAAAUGUAAAUGGCACGAGUUCUGAAAGACGUCACACUGAAUCAGACGUCACAAAACAUUUCGUGAAAGCAUUUGCACGGUCUUCUAGAUCAUUCAGCAGCAGUAACACGGAGGUAUCAUUUGAGAACGGGACAUCUCCCGGAAAAGAAGCGCUAAAUGAUAAAGCAUCCGCGUGCCAAAGUUCGAUGUCAGGCAACACAUUUGGAGGCAGUUUAUUGCGGAGACGUAGCACACUGAAAGGAGUUGCACAAGGCAUCACGGGAAUGCUUAGAAUGCGACGGUUAACUAAACCCACGAUCAAACCGAAAAUCAGACUGGAGAACACGUACAAGAUGGCGCCGGACACAGGGAAACACAUGGCAACCUCGAAGAUUGAAAUAAUAGCUCAGCAAAUUUUAGAAAAAGAAAUCGGCAACAAAACAUAUAACAGCGCCACGGUUGGAACCAUGACUCGUGUCAUAUCUACAGAAAUCAAAAACAAAGUGAAAGAAUUGAACUUUCAGCGUUACAGGAUCAUUUGCCAAGUUGUUAUUACUCAGGUCGAAGAUCAGGGAAUAGAAGCGACAAGUAGAUGUCUAUGGGAUGCCAGCUGUGACAAUUUUGCCGCUGUCUCGUACAGAAAUGAUUCGAUAGCAGCUAUUGCCAUGAUAUAUGGAGUUUAUCUUGAAUAGCUUUCCGCUUUUUGAUUAACUUUUCGGUCUUUAAGUGUAAAAGGAAUAGCUUGUUACAAAAUGAUCGAGUUUUAAUGAUUAAUGGACUUCUGAAAAAUAAGUUUAAGAUCGACUACAUCAAACGUCAAAGCGACUGUCAAAACGUUUUAUCUUACAAAAUACAUCACACUGUUCAAAUUUUCAAGUUUAAACACGAAAUGAAACUUUUUUGUAUCAGUCAUUUUCAAUGAACACUUCAUUGUACAUAGGCCUACUAAAUUUUGUGUUCCCCUUUAAUCAACAAUAAAUACAUUUUGUUUUAAAAUGUGUAUUGUUUCAACAAUAAAUUUACGUUUUGAUUUAAAUGUGUAUUGUUUAGAUAUAAAAAUAUAGUUCAUUGUUUAAAGCGACAUGUAUAUAAAAGAUCAUAGAGUCAAGUUUCAUAAUACUUUUAACUUGCUUCCAUUGUUUUCAUUUGUAAAUAUGUUUUACGUUUGUAAAUAUGUUCUAUGUUUGUAAAUAUGUUUUGGGUUCAUGUUUGAUUGUACGGAAUUUAAAGCAAGGGAAAACACUCUUUCUUUGAAAAUUAUAUUAGAAGUGUUUGUUGUCUCCCUUGAAACGGACUUGGAUUUAGAACAAAACACUG